Molecule: messenger RNA, 1207 nt
Organism: Salarias fasciatus (jewelled blenny)
Lineage: Eukaryota; Metazoa; Chordata; Actinopteri; Blenniiformes; Blenniidae
Gene: sec22ba
Product: SEC22 homolog B, vesicle trafficking protein a
Exons: 5
Coding region: 160-807 (215 amino acids)
Biological process (GO): retrograde vesicle-mediated transport, Golgi to endoplasmic reticulum; endoplasmic reticulum to Golgi vesicle-mediated transport
Molecular function (GO): SNAP receptor activity
Source: RefSeq, a predicted model, not a curated record
AAAAACAACAAGUUGUCACCCGGACGGAAUUUGUCGGCGCACCGGAAACGUCCUUCCAACUCACCGCUCCUGCAUCAUCAAAACCCGAGCAGAGAAAGUUUUUAAAGUUUGUAAUCGGUCUCAAACCGGACAGGUGACAGCGUUUUGGCCUCCAGCAGGAUGAUUUUACUGACGAUGAUCGCCCGGCUGGCGGACGGCCUGCCGCUGGCCGCGUCCGUUCAGGAGGACGAGCAGUCAGGAAGAGACCUGCAGCAGCACCAGAGCCAGGCCAAGCAGCUGUGCCGCAGACUAAACGCUCAGAGUCCAGAUCGCUGCACGCUGGAGGCCGGAGAACUCAGCUUUCAUUAUUUCAUCGCGCAGGGUGUGUGCUACCUGACCCUCUGCGAGGCCUCCUUUCCUAAAAAGAUGGCGUUUGCCUAUCUGGAGGCUCUUCACACCGAGUUCUACGACCAGUAUGGAAGAAGAGUUCCCACAGUGACCAGACCGUACACUUUCAUCGAGUUUGACACUUACAUCCAGAAAACGAAGAAGUCGUAUGUGGACAGCCGGGCUCGGAGGAACCUGGGCAGCAUCAACACGGAGCUGCAGGACGUGCAGAGGAUCAUGGUGGCCAACAUCGAAGAGGUCCUGCAGAGAGGAGAGGCUCUCUCCGCUCUCGACACAAAGGCCAGCAACCUGUCCACCCUGUCGAAGAAGUACCGCAGCGACGCCAAAUACCUCAACACCCGCUCCACCUACGCCAAGGUGGCCGCCGUGGCCGUCUUCUUCAUCACGCUCAUCGUCUACGUGCGUUUCUGGUGGCUCUGAUCAACCAAGGGCUGAAGCCAUGUCUGGAACACUAAAGGUGCCUCGAGUCGGAGUUUAAUCGUCCAGCUGUAACUGAGCCCCGGGCCUCGGAUGGUCCUCCUGGAGGAAACUGUUUCAUGGCGAGUUUAAACGUUACUGGAACGUGUUUGUUUGCUGCAAAGAACAAGAUGUUGACAGAUUUCUGAGUUUACACACUGGUGAAGGGGACUUUUUCCAAGACUGUCGGCUUUAAUCACAGCCUUAAUUCUGUGAUACAAGCAAAUGUUUGUUUACGUUGUUGUAAAAAAAAAAGUCUCAAUGCAAUUAAAUAUUUAUCAAACGGAGUAUUUAUUCUGCGUCUGUGACACAAAUUCAAGACGUGUUGAAACAGUUUAUAUAACAUCUAUACAGCGAGAGAAAA